Lethenteron reissneri (Far Eastern brook lamprey) is the source of this 2531-nucleotide messenger RNA. It is a transcript of the gene TRIP13, whose product is annotated as thyroid hormone receptor interactor 13. Lineage: Eukaryota; Metazoa; Chordata; Hyperoartia; Petromyzontiformes; Petromyzontidae. Gene Ontology annotation, biological process: meiotic recombination checkpoint signaling; reciprocal meiotic recombination. Gene Ontology annotation, cellular component: nucleus; chromosome. The record is from RefSeq and is a predicted model, not a curated record. Gene Ontology annotation, molecular function: ATP hydrolysis activity; ATP binding.
GUCGAAUUUGGCGGCAAAGUUGAAAGUAAAAUAAAGUUAAAAGUGAAAAGUUUUAACGGAGACAAAACGCACAAACACCAGGAACUCGGUGAGAAUCAAACGCUCAAUUAUAACAACAACAACAUUGCUAGAGCAAAAGUGAGUUGAGCCAUCCUGCGUUUUUCUGGAGCUGUCGACCCUCAAAUCACAGCAAUGGAGGUGGGAACCAAGGACUUGAAGGACGCUCUUCCAAGACACCAUCCCAUUGUGCACGUGGAGGUCAUCCAGAAAUCCGACAGCACGGCAAAGAUGGAGGUCGUGGUGUCACACGUGAUGGAGCUGCUGAAGAGGCACCCGCUGGUGCUGUCUGACAUGUCUUGGGACUCGUUUGAAGACAGCUUCCUCCAAACCCACGUCCGGUCGGUGUCCAUCACGGACUUGGACCUGGAGUUCAAUGACCAACAGAUGGUGGAGCUACUGCAAACACCUGUGGAGGUGCACGUGAUCCAGCUGAAUGACGAGGGGCCAUCCAUGGAGGAGCUGAACCAGGGUGACGAGAAUCUCCCUGCAGCCCACCACUGGAUCCUGCCUUCAACCGAAUUCCAUGGACUUUGGGAAAGUCUGGUCUACGAUUCCGAGAUCAAACUGCAGCUGCUCAAUUACGUGAUGACGACACUGCUGUUCUCGGACAAGAACGUGAACAGCAACGUCAUCUCCUGGAAUCGCGUGGUCCUCCUGCACGGACCUCCGGGCACGGGAAAGACGUCCCUGUGUAAAGCCCUGGCACAGAAGCUCUGUAUAAGGCUGUCGAAAAGGUAUCGAUACGGGCAGCUGAUUGAGAUUAACAGCCACAGCCUCUUCUCUAAAUGGUUCUCGGAGAGUGGCAAGUUGGUGAUGAAGAUGUUUCAGAAGAUCCAGGAGAGCAUCGACGACCAGGAGGCCCUUGUCUGCGUGCUCAUUGAUGAGGUGGAGAGCUUGACGGCGUCGCGCUCCGCGUCGCACUCGGGAACGGAGCCGUCGGACGCAAUCCGCGUGGUGAACGCGCUCCUCACCCAGAUCGACCAGAUCAAGCGGUACUCCAAUGUGAUCAUCCUGACAACGUCAAACAUCACGGGGAAAAUCGACGCAGCCUUCGUCGAUCGUGCCGACAUCAAGCAGUACAUCGGGCCCCCCUCGGUCUUGGCCAUCUACCAGAUCUUCCUGUCUUGCCUCGUGGAGCUCAUGAAGAAGGGCAUCAUCCGUACACACCAACUGCUGAGCUUCCGGCAGCUGGAGAUGAUGAAAUUUGCCGAAACAGACAUGUCGCAGCCCAGCCUGUACCUCCACACCAUCGCUAAAAAGAGCGAGGGCCUGAGUGGAAGGGUCCUGCGGAAACUCCCCUUCAUCGCCCACGCGCUCUACGUUAAGGAAUCCACUACGACACUGUCAUGCUUCCUGGAGGCGUUGUCGCAGGCCGUCGAUCGUCAGUUCACCGAGCGCGCCAAUCUCGCCUAGCGGACUCGGAAUUCCGGCCACAAAUUACGGGAACCGUGAAUGACACUUGCCGCAUUUGGGAGGUAGCUGCGGGGGGUGUCCAGUUACCACGUGAAGACGUCUUGUUUUUUUCUCGUGUUGUCAUUUAAAAUCUGUAACAAUGUUAUUAAUUUAAUCUUUUAUUUUUUCUUUAAGGGUUUGUCCAGUGCAAUAAUGGACAUUUGUUUAAAUGCUUUUAUAAAAUGCAAUUAAAACUUGUGCACCAAAGUUUAGGUGUCCGAUUGCUUAAGUUUACCUUCAGUCUUGAUUUGAAGCCUUCGUGAAUGGAGGAAUCCAUACUCUUUGGUUCUUUCGGUAAAGUCACGUAGAGUAGAAAAUAAAUCACGACGUUUCGGGUGCAACUCAAGCGUCCAUCAUGCCGAGGCAGCAGGCCAAGCUUUCCCACCUGAUGAUGGAUGCUUGUGUUGUGCCCGAAACGUCGUGAUUGAUUUUAUUUUAUACCUAUGUGAUUUUACCGAAAGAACCAAAGAGUUUGUGUUUACCUUCAGUGUUCACGAUGAUGGCUUGUGUAAUGGACAAGCUUUGCGAUGUUGGUUGCACAACUUUAUACUUGAGAUGUCCUUUAUUGGUAUCAUUCACGUCAAUCCACCGCUAGAUGAAGGCCUCCCCACAUCAACAUCCCUUGUGGUGUUAAGAUUUCAUAAAUCAUCGUGCUCCUGCACGCGAGCUAAACUCACUCUAUUUUCUGUGGUCUCCCUCUUUGAGUGCGUCAACUCCUCUCUUGCUGCCAUUGGCACCAGUUGUCCACUAACCAACAAUCCCCCCUUAUGAUGACGUCUUCAACCCAAAUAAGUCUUUAAUUUGCAACUGUCUUACCCAUGUGUUCCUCUGUAUCUUGGUGUAAUUCCCAACAUGUUGCACAAUUUUUUUUUGCUUUGUACAAUUUUCAGUUUGUUACAUUUUCCUUGUUGUCAUAGCAAAUAACACAUAUCAAGAUGCAACUAUUACUGGUAGGAACCUCCUGGUUACACCAGCCCACAGGGGAUUAUUGUGUCCGUCCGUCCUGCAUCAAAAAAUGG